AUGAGUUGUUUUUUUUCUUUGUGUCCCAGAAAAAGGGCUACAGUUGACGACUGCAUUAACCAUGCCUGGAUAAGGCCAAAAAAGCAGAAUGAAGAGCUGCAGCGCAAGUCUGCGGUCAUCAACAUCGACAAUUUCAAAGCUUUCAUGGCCAGGAAGAGAUGGAAGCAAUCUAUGCGUGUGGUGAGUCUGUGUAACCGACUGUCCCGCAGCAUGCUGCUGAGGAAGAGCACGGACACUCUGGGCAGCAGGAACACGCUGGAUGAAGAGCGGCGUGAGAAACUGCCCUCGAUUACAGAGAGGAACGCAGCUCCGGAUUCUAAGGAACCAAAAGUACAAAAUGGUCCCUUGGAUAAAAUAGAUGAGCCAGUCGUGAAAAAAUUGCCCAACGAUGUCAAAGAUCUGGGAGAAGAACAAAAAGAGCUGCUGAAUGUGAAAGGGAAUAAUAACAUACUUUCUCAGCUUGGGUCCCAGACAAGAACGACAGACAAGCUCUCCUUUUCAGGCAUGACGUGUAAAUCCCCCGGAGCAGUUGCCUGUGCCAGUGCGCGUCCCUUCGCCACUUUGAAAAGCCCGAAACUGGUUACAAUAGACGAUGAUGUCAUUGAGUGUUGAUUUAUUGAGAAAGCCUGGUCCUUGGGCUCGUGAGUUUUCAUUGUCAUAUUUUACUUUUGGGUGAUUGUGUUAUUUUUUUAAGGAAAUAGGUUUGCUCCUUUUUAGAAGUGUUGGAAUAUAGUGUUCAUUCUUUUUUUUUUUUGCAGUCACUGUCAUUUUGAAUAUUGAUGACAUUAAAAAAUUAUGUCUGCUGAUGCUCAUUGAAACUCCAUUUGCAACAGAUUUCAAAACGAUUUCUUCCGUUUACUCCUCUAAAUUUGUCUAAAAAUUGAAAUAUAAUGUCAAAAUAUGUCCAUAAGUGCUUAAUCCCCAUCUGUUUCUUUUAUUCUUUUUUUUUUUUUUUUACAUUUACCUUCACCCUCCAAACGAAAUGUGCCCCAUUGUUGUUAUCAAACUAAAUCUCAUGUUUACGCUUCUUUUUGCUCUUAUUGGAAAUAAUAAUGAUAAUGAUUCGAAAUAAUGAUAAUAAUAACACAUGUAGUUGUCGAUGGACCAAAUAAUACAGAGGCUACUUUUUACAAGGGAUCAAGGGACGUAACUCAGACUGGAAACGGCUAAGAAAAAGAAAGCGUUGUUAUCCCCCUUCUUUUACCACAGCCUGGUAUUUUCAGUGGCAGCUCUGAAUGUGGGCAUAACACAAUACAAAUGUACAUAGCAUUUAGUCUUUGAUGUUUUCUCUUUUUUUUUCCUGUCGUGUUUUUUCCCCGUCCUGACAUUUACCCAGCGAUGAAUCCUGGGUCGAGUCUAUUAUUGUGCUUAAAUUAGCCGGCCUUCUUCUUCCCAUCUACUGUUGACUCACUAAACUAACGAUUGGCGAGGUGUGAGGUUUAUCUGCUAACCGACUGUCUUUAACCUGUUUCAAUUUGUUGAAGUAUGCCAAAUAUAUGCGUGUUUAAGUAGCCUAUGCUUUGAUGAUUUGACAACCGUUUCGCGAGAUCCUCAAGAAAGUA
Messenger RNA from Aplysia californica (California sea hare), 1562 nucleotides. RefSeq names its product death-associated protein kinase 1. Gene Ontology annotation, molecular function: protein serine/threonine kinase activity. Bases 1 to 612 code for a protein of 203 amino acids. The record is from RefSeq and is a predicted model, not a curated record. The transcript has 3 exons. Gene Ontology annotation, cellular component: nucleus. Gene Ontology annotation, biological process: intracellular signal transduction; positive regulation of apoptotic process. NCBI's taxonomy places the organism in Eukaryota, Metazoa, Mollusca, Gastropoda, Aplysiida, Aplysiidae.